UCGCGUUUCUCCGGGGGGGACUAUAAGAGGCCUGCCCGCUGUACAGCAAGGCACCAUCCGGUCCACGUUGUUCCCCACGACACAGGCGACUCCUCCUAUCUGCAACCAUGAAGUACUCCAUCAUCGCCGCCAUUGUUGUGCUCGCACUGGCACGAGGAAGCCUCUCAGCCGAGUCUCCUGAGGUCGAGCAGAUGACUCAGUUCUUCGAGGACAUGAAGAACAAGCUGAUGGCCACAGCUCAGGAGCUGAGCGAGUCUAUCCGUACCCAGGAGCUGGCAAACCAGGCUCAGACCUUCCUGGAGGAUGGGAGGGCCAAGCUGGAGCCCCUGGCUACCCAGAUCCACAGCCAGCUGAAGCCCAUUGCCACCAAUGUCGAGGAACAGCUCAAACCCCUGGCCGCUAACGUGCAGGCCCAGCUCCAGCCGAUGGUCGAAAACUUCCAGACCCAGAUGGAAGAGAUGUUCCGCAAUCUGAUGGAGCAGGCCAAGGCCAUCGGCAACUAAGCCCACUUCACCCCAUCUACACAAGGGAGCCAACGCUGCUAAGGUCCUCGUCCACCACCUCGACCCUCUCUCUCAUCAUUGUGUGAAAGAGAUAAACACAGCCAAUUCCUAUUCCACAGUGGAGUGAGAGCUGAAUUGCCAAUUGCAGUGGCCUUGGCCAUGGAGCUAGUCAAAGACAACAACAUGUGUUCUGGUGCUUGGUGACAUUGAUGCUGUAUGCAAAAGUAAACUUUGUCAGAAGGCCCAAUUAAAAUCUGGAACACGA
Molecule: messenger RNA, 768 nt
Organism: Lampris incognitus (smalleye Pacific opah)
Lineage: Eukaryota; Metazoa; Chordata; Actinopteri; Lampriformes; Lampridae
Product: type-4 ice-structuring protein-like
Exons: 4
Coding region: 108-503 (131 amino acids)
Source: RefSeq, a predicted model, not a curated record